Molecule: messenger RNA, 3974 nt
Organism: Nomia melanderi (Alkali bee)
Lineage: Eukaryota; Metazoa; Arthropoda; Insecta; Hymenoptera; Halictidae
Product: RAS oncogene family member Rab39
Biological process (GO): Rab protein signal transduction
Molecular function (GO): GTP binding; GTPase activity
Source: RefSeq, a predicted model, not a curated record
UAGUCCUGCAAGAUUUGUUUCUCGCGCUUUAAGGUGGUCAGUUGAGCUUCUUUUGCGCGUAAUAACUUACGCAGCUCCGCAAUUUCAUCAAUCAAUUCCUUUUCAUUCAUCUUAGUUGAGUGAAUUUUUCAACACAAAUUAUUACUCUAUCCUCUAAAAAUUUAAUAGAAACAUUGCUUUGAAAUCCUCCAUUACAGAAAAACUAGAAAUUCGGUUAGGUUAUAUCGACAUCCACUUGAAAGAAAAAGCUGGACAGUUAAAUUAUUACAAUGCAGGAUUAAUUACUAUAGAAUACGUGAUACGAUAGGUAAGCUCAAUUUAAAUUCCAGCGAACAAAGCAAAUAGAAUUAUUUCAUAACCUUCAUUGGGUUAAAGUGGGUUUAGUGAUCAAGUGGUUUCCAGUGUGAAGCGUGGAUGACACUAGUCACAUUCUAUGUUGGUGCACGUAUAAAUUGUCAAUUAUAUCAUCGUCAUUAAUCUUUCAUCAUGUUAUCGUAGUAUGUGAAGCGGGUUUUUUUAAUGACUUGUACUCAGUAGAAAUGAAUGCAAUGAAAAUCACAGUAUAGGAUAAAUCAUCUUAAACUGAUCUUUUUGAAAUAGCUUUAUUACUCUGGUUGAAAACACAUUAAACUUUUGUAAUGUAAUGUUUGUAAUGAAAGAAAUAUAUUAGUUCGUAUCAAAAAUUACAAGUGAAAUUAAUACGGAACUGUCGUCACAGCUAUUCAAGAUCAGUGUAUGAAAUUACAUCCACUUUGGACUCAUUGUAUUAUCGCGUGAUAUUCGACGAGUGGUUAAAAAGUAUUAAAAGAAAAGAAAGCAGAGAAAGCUGAAACGAUCGACAGGAGCUAGUCUUCUGGAAAUCACGAUGCACUUGAUUCCAAUAAUCUUCGUGAUGUCUGCGUGUUUAUUCGGGCAGUGUCGUGCGCAAUAAGUAGAGUACAGUCUUGGGCAAAGUGACAACGCGAGCGUCGCAUGCAAGGAAGUUUUAUCGUAACGAAUAUCAAGAUGGUGGAACCAAUUUUUGACUAUCAGUUUCGUUUGAUACUCAUCGGCGACAGUACAGUCGGGAAAAGCUCGUUGCUGCAGUAUUUCACUGAUGGGAAGUUCGCAGAGCUUUCAGACCCGACAGUUGGGGUUGAUUUUUUUGCCAGAUUAAUUGAAGUUAAAGAUGGUACAAGAAUAAAAUUACAGUUAUGGGAUACAGCUGGCCAAGAAAGAUUUAGGUCGAUUACGAAAUCUUAUUAUAGAAAUUCUGUUGGAGCAUUGCUUGUAUAUGAUGUUUGCAACAGAGUGAGUUUUGAACAUAUUCCUCAAUGGAUGAUGGAAGCUAGAAGGCAUAUAGAACCACACCGUCCUGUAUUUGCAUUGGUAGGUUGUAAAUUAGACUUAAUCACCAAUGGAGGUAGACGAGAGGUUUCAAAAGAGGAAGCAAGGGCCUUUGCUGAUCAAUACGGUGUGCAUCACAUUGAAACUAGUUCAAAAACUGGGGUAAAUGUUGAAGAAGCAUUUCGAACGGUGACACAGGAAGUUUAUAACAGAAUACGAAGUGGAGAGUACAAGGUAGAAGAUGGUUGGGGCGGUAUUAAAACUGGAUUUGCUAGACCUGGUGGUCUAGAUUUUAAUUUAGUUGAGGCAGAACCAGCAAAAAGUUCUUGUUGUUAAGUUAAUGUUGUCUUUACUCUAAAGGAUAAAAGUUUUCUAGAAUGCAGUGGUAAUAUUAAAUUUAUAUACUAUAAUAAGAUUUUAUUGUAAUUUUGUACAUUAUUUUAUAGAAUUCAAUUUAUAUACACAUUAAUGAAAUUUUAUGUACAUACCUGUAUUUAGUUGAUCAUUUAAAUUAAUCAUUGAGAAAUUACAUGCCACUGCAUUCUUGCCCUAGGGAAGAGACAAAUUUUAACUGAGCCUCUAGUAAUUGUUCUUGUACAUAGCUUGUAUAAAUAAUUUUAUCUAUAUCUAUCUAUAUAUACAUAUAUAUAUGUGUAUAUAUAAAUAUAUGUAUUUAUAUGAAUAUAUAUAUAUAUAUACAUAUCUAUGUGUACACAUACACACAAGUAAUUGAAUCAUGUAGGCAUUGAAGUAGGGAGUGUUUUCUAAUUUCAUUUAAAAGACAAAAUAUAUAAAUAUGAAAAAAGUUCAUGUUCUGAACAUAAAUUUAGUACACUGUUUUUAUGUAUUUUCUCGUGUAAAUCAACUGUUCUUUUGAAUGAAGGAAAUAACUGGCUGUGCUUCUUUGUUGAAAUGCUUUCUUCAAUGAAAGUAUAUUACUGAAUGUGUAUAAUAAAAAGUGUGUAAUUUUUUCUUGACAACACAAAAUAUUAAAUUAUGAUAAGUUAAACUUUGAGAGAAAUUUUAAAUAUGCAAAUGAAAUUCAUUGCUCUUUAUAUAUUGUACAUAUAUAAAUUAGUAAUGGAAUACUUAUACUAGAUUCUUGUUGAUUGACUUCACUAAUCAUUUUUUGUUUUUAGUGCCACAGUUUGUGAUAAUUAGACUGCGGAUUUUAUGUAUUUGUAGUAUAUUCUAUUACCUAAAACUUGGUAUAAUAAAAAGUUUAAUAAACUUUAAUUAGUGUUUUAUUUUAUUUGGAACAUGAUAAACUUUUAAUAGAGUAAAUAAACUUCUACUUGAUAUCAAUUUUUGUAUAUUGGUCUGUAAAAAUCUAUGUUUGCAUAAACAUCAGCAGUCUAGUGGUAAUAUUAAACAUACACGAGAAGCCAAAUUAAUAUGUACUUUGCUACUAUUUGUAUUCAAUUAAAAGCUAACAGAAAGAUAAAAUACUACAACUGCUUAAUUUACAAAAACAUACUUUGAAAUGAACAAAGAAUUUGUGUUCUGAUUUGAAACAAGAUGUUUAUUCUGUACAUAGUAUUCACACAUUUAUGUAAAAAAACUUAUUAAAAACUCUUGUUAUGAAAUACCAUAUUAAUUAGUGGGCCUUAAUUUAUAUUAGUAUGAACUAAUAAACUUCUUUAUUAUAUUUUUAUCAUAAGGUGUAUUGUAUAAAUGCUAUGUCGUGUACAAGGCAAAAAGAAUUUUAUAUAAAGUAGUAUAAUAUUUUUAAUAUGACCAUUUUUUGACCAAGUUGUGUUUUACACUUUUUCAUAUCUAUCUUUAAAACUAAAACAUCAGACUUAUCUGUCUUUAAAGAAAUAAUUUAAAAGUAUGAACCUUUCCAUAUUUUUGAAACAGAAGCAAAUUACUGAAGUAUAAAUAUUAUCUAUAGGACUUGCAUAACUCACGCGAGUUUAAUUGACUAGGAAAAUAUUUAUUUACAAUACAGUAACAUUAUUAUACACAGUGUAUAAUAUUUUUUAUGUCAAAGGGUGCAUUGAAUUAUCCUUUUAUAUAAAUAGAACAAAUGCAGCAUGAAUAGUGUUCAUUUAUGAAUUUUUAUACUCAUUAACUGUGGCAUAAAGCAAAAAUAUGUAAAUAUUUUUCAAGAAUUGCCAACUAUAAUAAUAUAAUCAAAUUUGUAUAGUUCUCAAUACUUAUCAUUUAUAUUUUAGCCAAUGGAUAAAAAUAAGACACAUGUGCAGUGUUGGAAAAUAUAGAUUAAUAAAAUGAGUUUUGUAGUUAUAGAAACUUCAAAUGUGUAUAUUAGUAUUGUCCAAAGUUGUAAUAAGUUCCUUUAUGUCUUUAAAUAUUUUUCUGUAAAUAGAAAUUGUCAAUUUUAUGUUGAAAAUGUGAAUUAUUACAAAUUUCCGAACUACAAUAUUUAAACACACAUGUACAUCACACGUAUACAGAUACAUAUACACAUACAUACAUGAACUUUCUACAAUGUAUACCUUGUAAUUUGUGUUUUAUGGAAAUGUAAAAUUUGACAAAUUUGGAAGUACAUAUAUCUUCGUGCACUAUACAUUUAUAUUUAUCCAUGUUUGAAAAUAAACAGUAUAUCAUAGAAUUUUACAUUAUUUUUCUAUAAUUUACCGUAUGAAUUUAUUGAUAUUGUUAUUUGUGAUGUAACAUAAAAAAUU